This is a messenger RNA of Cylindrotheca closterium, 1542 nucleotides long. NCBI's taxonomy places the organism in Eukaryota, Bacillariophyta, Bacillariophyceae, Bacillariales, Bacillariaceae. The record is from the annotation of a GenBank genome assembly.
AUGCCUGGUGGAAGAAACCAAGGCAGAGGCGGUCGAGGUGGCCGUGGAGGAAGAUCUGCACAGCAGACUGGUCGAGGGUCUCACGGCAAGAAGGCCAAAAGACCGAAGCAAUACCAUCCUCACAAUCCUGACUUUACUCAUGGGCAGGUGACGAUAUACUUGCUUGAGGCUAUUGCACUCAAGAGCUUGGACUACGCUCAAUAUAUGAUCUGGAGUGUGAGAAACAUGGCCCAUGUGAACUUUGAGGCUUUAAGAGGUACUCAGACUGUCUACAAGCCAGGAAAGAACGAUUCCGAGUUCUUCAAAAGUUCAAGACAGGCUCAACUUGAUAGGAACUGGGAAAAUCUGAAUGUCAAGAUUGACAAGAGAGAGGUGAUCUACACCACGAACCAAUAUACCGUGGCUGCGAUCAUCACUAAGCAUUACAUCACUCAAGCAAUGAGAGAUAAGUUAAGCAAUGAAACUGAUUGGUUGGACCUCAAGGAAGACCAUGUGAUGCUGUUGAAGCGUAUAAAGACGUUCAUGACCAUCACGGAUGAGACCGAGUGGCAACACUUUGGACUCAUGGAAUCUCUCAAGAGAUUCACGAACUGCACUCAGAAGCAAAAUGAGUCUGUGAACGAUUACAGAAGGCGGUUCGAAGCUCAAGCUGACCAAGUAUUCGAAAUCCUUGGCAUCGAUGUGUUGCAUGUCUAUGCGACCAAAACAAUGGGGUACCUGGAUCUGUACAAUCCGGAGGACGAUCCGGACGAUACCAAGGCACUGCAAGAAACGUUCAAGAAAGAAGUUCUGGAAACAUUUAAAGCAAGUGCAUUUUUCUGCAACUGCGACAGGACUCGCUUCCAAAGCAUGUUGGACAAGGCGAACCAGACCUACGCCAUGGAAUUCAAGGAAUACAAUCAGAGAAACGAAUACCCAACAACGAUUGACCAGGUCGCAAAAGCGCUGAUCAAACAUAAGCCGGACAAUCGAAAGAAAGGUCCGACGACACCGAGAUAUACUCCAAGACCAAACACUGCAAGCGGUAGUGCCCCUGACGGAGUGAGCAACGCACAAGCGAAUGCUCGAACAUCAUCUUCACGACCGGCUUUUAGUUGCUGGUGUUGCGGAGAUACUGGCAAUGGGGUCACCCGUUGUCCCGAACGCUCCACGCGCCCACAAGCGGAAUGGAGCGACCCAGGGCGAUACAGCGACGCACCCACUACUACUACUUCAAGACGAGCGGGGAGAGCCAAUCUCCAAGUCACUGCGGCUGCAUCUGCGGCGCAGUCGGAUGCCGCGUCUAGCGUCACGGGAACGCAAUCAACUGGUCAACAACAUCAAAGCAAUAUGCAACGAGCUGUUGUUGACAGGAGUGGAAAUGACACUUCUGGUGCUACUGAUGUACCCGGCUCUUAUGUGGUACGAGGCAGAUCUGUUGCUGAUGGACGAUCUAACGGUAGAAUUACAGGAUGGAACCUUGCACAAGUGCGUGUAAGACCGAUUCUGAAGAAGAAAGCAGUCUCCACUGAAGACAGGGGAGAGUUGCUAAUGAAGAAAUGA